Messenger RNA from Labeo rohita (rohu), 6716 nucleotides. Its product is annotated as serine/arginine repetitive matrix protein 2. The transcript is spliced from 19 exons. The record is from RefSeq and is a predicted model, not a curated record. Lineage: Eukaryota; Metazoa; Chordata; Actinopteri; Cypriniformes; Cyprinidae. Bases 280 to 6420 code for a protein of 2046 amino acids.
UAUAUCUUAAAUACUUGUGUUGCUCUUGCUGAAUUAGCGUUGAGUUCGAGAAGUGGACGUUGGUGUCCGUUAGUUUGCGUCAAGUGAAUGGCACACAACCUAAAUAUAAAUGUAUUAUAACAGUUUUAAUAUUUUAUGUUUGCGUUGAUGAUGUAAACAGUACUACAUCUGCAUGGUUGUACGCGCACAUUAACGUGGUCGUGGCACGGUUAGUCCGGCCCGCUAGCUGUUUACUGAACAACCUGAGGCCACUGACCAGUAGCAAACUGGGGAAAGAAAAUGGGGAAAAACCGCAAGCGCAAGACAGCAGCUCAACCUCCAGGACCCGGACCACAACCUGGCAUGCGACCACCGCCUCCUCCACCUCAUGGCGGGUUUCGCGGUCCCGCUCCCGUCCGUCCGAUGGGCCCACCUGGACAGAGGUUUCCUGUCCCUCAUCACGACUUUGGACCGCAGCCCCCUAGAAUGAUGAUGAUGGACGAUGAGCCUUUUCACCCGAUGGAUUUUCCUGACAGACAUGAAUUUCACCCGCCUUUUGAUGGACCUGAUCCACGUUUCCGUCAUCCGGAGUUUGAGAACAGACCGCCGCACUUCUACCAUCCAGAGAUGGACUAUGGACCGCGGUUUUGUGACAGACCUCCGGACUUCUGUCCGCCUGAGUUUGAUGACAGACCUCCGGAUUUCUGCCCGCCCGAGUUUCGGGGAAGACCUCCCAACUUCCACCCGGCUGAGUUCGAAGGUGGUCCUGGUUUCCACAGGAUGAACCCUGGGUUCGACCCGAUGGAGCAGUAUGGUCCAAGAGACCCUUAUUACAUGCCUCAAAUGGACGUACAUGGCAAUCAUGCGUUUGGAGACAGAGGGGUGUUUGCUGGACCACCGCCACCUGAUUUCCGGGGUCCGGGUCCGGUACAGCCACCACCUGAAGUGUUCAAUGCUGCUAGUGUGCCUCCACCCCAACCUCCAACGAAAAACGAUCAGCCGGCACCGAAAGAGACAAAGACUGAACCUCCUAAAUCGAUGGCAUCAAAAAUAUCAAUGUUCAAGAAUAUGUCUGCAAACACUCCUCGUGGACGCUCAUUGGGAGUAAUUUCAUUUAUUGGUAAUAAUUGCGGUUACAUUGAACGGGAGGAUUUGAAGAAAUUUUCCUUUGUAUUUGAUGCUUUUUUUGGAAGCCGAGCUCACCUUGUGCCUGGGGUUAAAGUGCAUUUCACAGUAGUGAAAAACCUGGGAAAAGAAUGUGCGGUUGACGUGAAAGUGGCACCAGGAGGAACAGAAGACAUUGACAGUACAGUGUAUGAAGGUGUCGUUCUCACAGCCCUUCCUUUUGACUCCAAGGAUGCUAAUCCUGGCUGCAUCAGAACCAUUAUCUCUAAAGAUCCCAUUAAACUGCCCUUUGGAAAGACGGACACCAAUGUGACUCUGCUGCUGUAUGAUCGUGUGGAGUUCCAGUUGCUGACCAAUGUUAUAACCAAGGAACAAAGAGCCACAAACAUCAAACCAAAAACACCCGACACUUUUCAGCUCACCAAAGAAGUCAGGGUGAUGGGUGUGAUUAUAAACAAGAGCGAUGGAACCCUGACCGUCAUGACCGAGAAACAUGAUAGUCUGACGGGCUCUGCUGCUGACAGCUUAUCAGAUGAAGAGCUGAAUGUCAUGGAUGAAGUAGAGCUCACCGUUUUGACUGUGAACGACACAAAGAAGGCCAUCCGACUCAAAAAGCUGCCUGAGGGCUCAGUGACUUUUAAUCAGAAAGGAAAAAGUAAUGAAAAUAGUUCCAGCGCAAAGGACAAUACAUCCAGCACUACUCCUGUCAAAGACAAGUGGAAGCCCGUGAACAGGGAGGCCGGUUCAGUCUCCUUGGACGUAAGCAGUGAGAAAUACGAGGGGACGAUUACCAAAAUUGCCCCAAAGAAAAGCCCAACCGAAGAAAAAGUGAUGGACAAUCAAGAGCCCGCUUUGGGUCUUCUGGUCACCACAGUGGAGGGCACAGAGAAGCAGUUAUCUUUUAAGUCAGGUGAUGUGAUCACAAAAGCUACCAUGAUGAUUGGUGACAAGGUCCAGUUCAACAUUUCCAUCAACAGUGUAACCAGUGAGGAGUGUGCCGUCAACGUAGAGAUCCUGCCUGAAACUUUCCAGACAGACUCUGAGGAGCAUCGUAAAAUAGGGCUUGUUGUCAAGCUGGAUGAUAAUUUUGGGUUCAUCAAGACACAACAGGACCCGCAACUAUUUUUUGACGUAAGUGAGGUUAUGGAGGACACCAAACUCACUUUGUCUGAGAAGGUUGAAUUUACGGUAAUACCGAGUGAAACAGCUGAAGGGGGAAAACAGGCAUUUAGAAUAAGAAGGCUGAAUGAAAGCGUCUUCACGUCUGCACCAAAAUUAGAGGCCUUUGGAGUAAAAGAGAAGAAGAAAAUGACUAUCAAAUUGCUGAAGGACCCCAAAGACCAAGUCAAGGACGGAGUCAAAACAGAGGACAAAGGCAGUGAAUCAGUGAAUUUAGACAAGUCAAACAAGGGAAAAGACAAAGCAUCUAUGUCAUCUUCAAAAGAUCUGAAGAAGGAUAGCACUAAAGGUGAUAGAGCACGAAGCAGAAGCAGGGAAAAUAGUCGACGUAGGUAUAGUCGGAGCAGGAGCAGAAGCAAAGAAAGUGGUCGACGCAGAUACAGUCGCAGCAGGAGCAGAAGCCGGAGCCGAGACAGAAGCAGGAGCUACCACAGAAGAUACAGAAGUUCCAGCCAUGAGAGGAGAGACAGCCGACACAGGCACAAACGUAGCCGCAGUCGGAGCAAAGAGCGCGGAGAGAGAUACCGACGGAGUCGCAGCAGAAGCAGAGAAAGGAGCAGCCAGAGUGCCAGGAAGAGAAGCCGAAGCCCUGAACGCUAUGCAAAACAAAGCAGCAGUAAGGAUCCAAGUGACAAAAAGAGAGUUAAAAGCCCAGACAAUGUAGAUGAUGAACUGUUGAGAAAAAGGAAGGAGCUAAUGGAACUCAACGAGUUGAUUGCACGUAAGAAAGCUAUUGUCGCUAUGGAGCAGAAUGCAAAGAAAAUUGAACCUGAGGAUGGAAAAAGUGGCGUUACAACAUUUGAUUAUGAACAUGUGCAUCGUGAGAACAUUUGGAUGCCCGACCUAAAACCAGUGAAGUCCAUCUUGAAGAAGCACUCUGAACCUCUCGCUAAUUCUCAAUCUCAGGCGUCUGCAAGCAAGGAAACUGCUGCUUCUUUUAUAAAGAGUGAGAAUCAAGAGAUGCAAAUAGGAUACCACCAACAGACUUGUGCUUUUGGCUCAAAUACACCCGGCUACUCAACAUUUGAAAGUAUUGCUGAGAGGACCACUGCAGGGUCUGAUAAGACAUCUUUAGCUCAGAUUCAUGAUCCAGAAUUGGUAAGAAAAAAGAAGCAGUUAGAAGAUCUCAGCGAGUCCAUAGCUCGCAAAAGAGCAAUAAUCGCUAUGGAACAGAAGGUUAAAGUUGUUCGGGAUUUGCCUGAAAUGGAAGCGGAAUACGAGUUUGACCCGCACACAGAGGACCAAUUUGUAAUGCCCAAAGCAAACUUAUGGAGCUCCGAAAUAAAACCUGAAGUUCAACCGAAAAAGUCCAUUCUGAAGAAACGCUCAGACAUUCUUACAUCUCAGAGUGACACAACCUCAGUUGAUGAAUAUGGUCAACCAAGUCCAGAUGGUUCUUCUUUUGCAAAACCACCUUCUCAGAAGACAGCAGCUUUGCCAUUUAACAGGUCCUCGAAUCUACAACCCAUUCAUUCUGUCACUUUGGGAAUAUUCAACCGGAUCAUGAAUGAGUCUUCAGCAGCCUCGCAAAAGACUAAAACACCCCCUUUUAACAAGCCAGUCAUCCCACAGUCGCUUGCACAGGUGGCCAGUUCAAGGUCUUUGCUUGAACAGAAAUCUCCAAGCGUGUCUAAAGGUAGCAAUUCUCUGGAUGACCAACACAGGGCAUCAUCUCGCCUGGCCCAAGACCAUCCCCCUAGUAGUAACCCUUCUACGAGUCAGACUUCACCAUCAGAUCCAAAGCGCAAUCUUACAACUCAAAUGGAGCGCUUCCUUAGUGCACUCAACAAGGCUGACACCAGUGUUGUUAACUCAUUGUUUCAAGAGGCUAGAAAGGAUCUGGCUGUAAUAAACACCCAGAAACCACCUCAGCGCCAGUUAGAUAGAAACAUACCCUUCAUGGACGAGAUAUACGAUCCUUUUAAGGAAGAUGAAGAAAAUGACCAGCCUUCCUUUUUGGGCAAACAAUCUGGCCGGGAACGAGUAAAGACUGAAACCUGUUUGAAUGACCCCAGCAAAGAUGACCUCUUGCCUCAUGAAAGAGCUAUUCAAGAUGGUAGUGGCUUUUCUCGGCUUGUUGGAAUGAAGUAUGGUGUGGACCCGACUGCAAAAGCUGGGCAUCCGAUGGUUUCAGAAAAUUGGAGUGCCCAUAAAGAGGAUCCAAAUCAGUUCUCCGAGCAGUGGAAUCCGUAUGAAGAGGACACUGAGCUGUACGCAACAGGACACCAACGUUACACCGAUGAACGCAGUCUGUAUAAGGAGCGUAGUCAAUCUGCUGAGUACCAGAAAGUCAAUUCAAGUGCUCAGCACUCUUACGUAGAGGACAGAGAGAUGCCAGAUAGUCAGUUUGAUAAAAGCUUAGCUCGUCAGGAGUCUGAAGAAAGCAGUGAGGAUAAAGACAGAAAGUCAGAGAACUUUGAGAAAAUCCAGAGUCUUCUUCAAACAAUAGGACUUCAUCUAGACACAGCAGAGGUUAGCAAAUUAGCAGACAGGACGCAAGAGCGAUUGUAUGGUAAGAUGAGAAAACCUCCUAGUGCACCUUCUCACUCCUUUGAACAAAAAAGGGAGCGAUCAGUGAGCCAAACUGAGCAAAGGGGUAGUAGUAGGGCAGAUUCCUCAGACUCCGAAAGCUUAAGAUCCGUUUCCCCAGCUCAGUCCUCAAACCGUAAGGUUUACAUGAGUUAUAAGGACUCGGUAAAAUACAAAGACCAGCAGAAAGUGGAAGAUGUAGACUUAACUAGCAUUAAGAGAACUGUAGUGAAUUUGAAACCGGAAUCCGAUGAACAAGAUCCUUACGAACCUGAGGCCACCGCAGUUUCUCAAGCUUUGUACCAACCAAUGACUGCUGUGACCACAGUUCAGUCUGACAGUUCCCAGUAUGCCCAAAGUUCCACCGUUCCCAACUAUUUGGCUUCACAAUAUUCGCAAUAUCAAAGUAGCGGUCAGAAUUCUUGGGGUUCUGUGGCCCCUGGCCUGUACCCUUAUGGCACUGUACCCCCACCCCCUAAUCUAGGUUAUGCUAGUGGUUACCAAGCAAUGCCACCACAUAUGAUGUCUGCUUAUAGUUCGUACACUGCACCAAUGCCUAAUCCAUAUUGUGUACCUCCUCCACUCUCCAUGCCACAUCCAUAUGGUCCUCCAUCCUUCUCCGCAAUGGCCUCUGCUUACUCUAACCAAGCGGCUAGUGAAGUGUCAACUGAAUCUUUAAAAACAAAGCCUGUUAGGUGUCUCAAAACAAUAGAAACCGUCCAGACAGUUCCAACAACAGUUCCAACAACCAUUCAACUAGGGCCUGCCAGGGCACUUGUUACCAUACAACCUACAGAGGACAGUCAAGCAAACCAAACAUCGGAGGAAGCCAAGAAUACACAGGUUGCUACCAUAACAGAAGAUGACAUCAAGGCUAAGCAGAAGAAACGGCUUGAACAGUUUAACCAGAGAAUGAAGCUGAAGAAAGAGCAGCAAAUGGAAGCCCAGCGUUCACGUGGACAAAAUCGGAAUUCAGCUCCAGGUAAAAGUACCCCCAAUGAGAUAAAGAAUGUGUGGAUAUGUGGCCACUCUCUUGUGUUUUGGGCUGAGAAGAGGGCUACUUCCCCUGAGUAUGGAGUGCAGUUGGGCAUGCACCCAGACUCAGUGCGCAUCUGGUGGAAGGGCGUGCAGGGCAUGACGUGGCAGCAGCUUGUACCUGUGCUGCACCAGCUGAAAGACAACUGGCCCAAACCUGAUGUGCUUAUAAUCCACUUGGGUGGAAAUGACAUAAGCACAACUGCUCCAGAGGCCUUUAUUGAGACUGUGAAGAAAGACAUGACCUCGCUGAAGAGCAUAUUCCCCAGAUGUCUGCUGGUGUGGUCCAGCAUCCUUCCGCGGCAGUCCUGGAGGGGUACGGAAGACAGCAAAGAAAUGGACAUUUUCCGUAUGGCCAUUAAUGAGAGAAUUUCUGACAUUAUGACAGAACUUGGUGGCUCUGCUUUGAGCCACAGCAACAUAAGGCCCAGUUUGGGACUCUACAGACCAGAUGGGGUUCACCUCUCGGGGAAGGGUAUCGAUACCUUCAAUCUGAACCUGCAGGCUUUUCUGGAGAAAUGGGAGAGUGAAACUAAUAAGACAGAGACAGAGACAUCCGACCCAUCCGCUUGAGAUGAGGAAAUUUCUGUGACGGUCAUUUUUGUUCUGCUAAUGCGGUUGUACAGUGCCACUUCAUUCUUGUAUGUGCUUUGUUGUUUUGUUACUUCAAAAUGGAUUGUUAUACGACCUAUGUACAGUAAAAGCAGAUUUGUUUUCUAUAUGUAUGUAUCGCAAAAAGUUUUUUGCAAGAAUGUGUUAGAUUUUAGUUUUUACUUGUUCUGUUUUAUACAUUCAGUUUAAUGACAAAUAAAAAGAAGAGCAUUAAAAUUAUUCCAUGUUAAUACGGAAUAAACUUUUUUUAUAUUUGA